CAGAAGGCGCUAUUCCGUGUUUACACCAUGGUUUACAUCCACAUCGUUGCUCUUUCUGCUUUUACAUUCUUUAUCUCAAAAUAAGGACUUCUUGACUGGUUUGGUAAACCCCCAGGAUGUGCGGGAGAACGGCUUGCACUCUUGCGCCGGAUGAACUCAGCCGUGCCUCUCGGUAUCGAGACCGAAAAGGACAACGACACCGGCCCCGAUGGAAGGAUGGAGACAGCGACAAAUACCGGCCCUCAUACAACAAGAGUCCUCAGUCCUUCAGUCCUGUGCUGCUGUCCAACAGACACUUCAACAAGGAUGCUCCUGUAGAUGAGUGUGUGCUGGCAGCAAUGCGCUGGGGUCUCGUCCCGGCAUGGUUCAAAGAGAAUGACCCCAAUAAGAUGCAGUACAACACCUCUAACUGUCGCAGUGAGAGCCUGCUAGAAAAGAAGUCUUAUAAGGAUCCUCUUUUGAAAGGCCAGCGCUGUGUCAUUCUAGCUGACGGCUUCUAUGAAUGGAGGCGACUGGAGAAAGAGAAACAGCCUUUCUUCAUAUAUUUCCCACAAAGCCAAGGAGGACAAGUGCCCAAUCCACAAAGUACACAGGAACCGAAAUGUGACCAAAGUUUGGAACAGGGCGAGGUUAGCCCAAGUUUGACAGUCAUAAGAAGAUCAUUUGUUCGCUUAUGCCAGUCUUACAUAUCUGCUUAUUCCUCCACUUGUCUACAGAAUGAUCAAGAUGACAGUGACUGGACCGGGUGGAGACUGCUGACAAUAGCAGGGCUCUUUGACUCCUGGACUCCUCCUGGUGGUGGAGAGUUGCUGUACACUUACACUGUUAUUACUGUAGACGCCUCUCCAAAUCUACAAAGCAUCCAUGACAGGAUGCCGGCUUUGCUGGAUGGAGAGGAUGAAGUAAGACGGUGGUUGGACUUUGGAGAAGUGAAAUCACUAGAAGCCAUGAAAUUACUUCAGCCAAAGUCCUCUCUGACCUUUCACCCCGUCUCGUCACUGGUCAACAAUUCCCGCAACAACUCCCAAGAGUGUCUGCAGCCUGUAGACCCCACGAUUAAGAAGACCAUUCAACCAACAGCCAGCAGCAAAAUGAUGAUGAGCUGGCUGAAAACUGCCUCGCCAACUAAGAGGAAGAAUCCAGAUGAAGAGACUACAGCUAAAGGACCUGAAGGAAAACUUGCAGCAGAGAAGCAGACCAAGCCGACCGGGUCUCUCCAACAAUGGCUUCUGGGAACGGGUUCCAGCAAGAAACCAAAAACUUAAAAGAAUUACAAUAUAUUCCGUUACAUACUGUAGAAGUCUCAUCUCUUCAGAAUGACCAAAGUGGACUAGUUUAAAGAUUGCAAAAGCCUCAAAUGUCUGUUAAGACAAGAUGUGUUCGUUUUUUCAUGACAGAAAUAAACAUUUACAUUUAAUA
Molecule: messenger RNA, 1419 nt
Organism: Pimephales promelas (fathead minnow)
Lineage: Eukaryota; Metazoa; Chordata; Actinopteri; Cypriniformes; Leuciscidae
Source: RefSeq, a predicted model, not a curated record